AUGGGUCUCACACCUGUACACUUUUUCUCUCAUGGCUCCACUCGUAUGUUGGAGGCUGAGACUGAAUCUGGAGAGUAUUGGGAGAAAUGUGGUCAAGAAGCACUUGCCCAUGGUGUCAAAGGAAUAAUUCUAAUGGGUGCGCAUUGGGCUUGCGUUGGAGACAAGAUUGAAGUCGCCACGAACCCAAACCCAGGCAAAAGCUUUUGUCCCUUCGUCACCCCGUCUUUGUACAACGACUGGAAGCCAAAUCCCGACAUUGCUGGUGCCGAAAGAUGUAUCUCUAUGCUCGCUGCCGAAGGGUUCAAUGUUGGACCCAAUCCAGACUUUGAAUGGAUACACGAUACAUUUAUGGUCUUGAUCAGAAUGUUCCCAGACGCCACGAAAUGCCCACCGACCACCAUUGUCUCCAUGAACGCACGAUAUGACCCAUGGUAUCAUGUCAAGGUUGGUGCAACUCUUCGUUCUCUACGAAAGGAAGGCUAUUUGCUGGUGGGUACCGGCGGUGCAGUGCACAACCUUUACCGAAACUACUGGACGGAUAUGCUCCUCUACCGCGAGUCCUUGGGUCAGGAGAAGCCCCCGGAGGCAUGGGCUCUCAACUUUCGGCAGGCAACCGAAGAUGUCAUCACGAAGAACCGAGGUCCAGCAUUGAGAAAGGCUAUGAUAAGGUUGAUGCAGCACCCGGCAUAUCGUGAGGCUCAAGCCACGGAUGAUCAUUGGAUGCCUGCAUUGUUUGCCGCUGGGGCUGCUGGAGAUUUCGAAGACGAAAGCGAACCCAACGUUCUUGCUGCUGAGACGUGGGAGUUGAGAAACAUGUGCAAUUCACAAUUCACCUUCGGAUCCUAUACCACGGAUUCUGAUGGGAAGGGCUUUACGAGGGAAGGCGAGAAGAUACCGCGCCCAAGGAUGGUCACAGCCGCCGCCUGA
Exophiala xenobiotica is the source of this 927-nucleotide messenger RNA. RefSeq lists its product as uncharacterized. The transcript has 4 exons. NCBI's taxonomy places the organism in Eukaryota, Fungi, Ascomycota, Eurotiomycetes, Chaetothyriales, Herpotrichiellaceae. The record is from RefSeq and is a predicted model, not a curated record. Gene Ontology annotation, molecular function: zinc ion binding; ferrous iron binding; oxidoreductase activity, acting on single donors with incorporation of molecular oxygen. Bases 1 to 927 code for a protein of 308 amino acids.